AUGAAGACAUUAGGCUUGCUCGGUGGCAUGAGCUGGGAGUCCACCGUGACUUAUUAUCAGGAAACCAACCGUCGCGUGCGGCAAGUCAAGGGCGGCCUGCAUUCCGCUCAUUGUAUCGUCUUCUCCUUCGACUUUGCUGAGAUCGAGGCACUCCAGCAUGCGGGAAAGUGGGAUGAGGCCGGCCUGCUUCUGGACGAGGCGGCCGUGAAGCUGAAGCUGGCUGGCGCAGAGGGGAUUGUGCUGUGCACCAACACCAUGCACUUUGUCUCGCUUAGCAUCGAGAGCGCUUCCCAACUCCCUCUCAUUCACAUCGUCGACCCCACGGCCCAGGCCAUUUUGAAAAGGGGGUACAAAUGUGUCGGCCUCUUGGGCACGCGUUUUACCAUGGAGAAAGACUUCUACAAAACCCGACUCACGGAAGAAUUCGGGCUACGCGUCAUUGUCCCGGAGGAGGAAGGCCGAGCAACUGUACACGAUGUGAUAUAUACCGAGCUCUGCAACGGAAUAAUCAACGAAACCUCACGAGAAAACUAUUGCAAGAUUAUUGCCGACCUCAAAAAGGCAGGCGCAGAUUGUCUUAUUCUAGGAUGCACUGAGAUAGGACUCUUGGUAGAUGAGGCCAGGAGUGAGCUGCCAGUGUUUGACACCGCUCAUAUUCACGCGGUAGCUGCUGCUGACUGGGCAAUGGGAAUUGAUGGUUGA
Hyaloscypha bicolor E is the source of this 702-nucleotide messenger RNA. Its product is annotated as aspartate racemase. NCBI's taxonomy places the organism in Eukaryota, Fungi, Ascomycota, Leotiomycetes, Helotiales, Hyaloscyphaceae. The transcript has a single exon. Bases 1 to 702 code for a protein of 233 amino acids. The record is from RefSeq and is a predicted model, not a curated record. Gene Ontology annotation, molecular function: amino-acid racemase activity.